Messenger RNA from Phyllotreta striolata, 8537 nucleotides. NCBI's taxonomy places the organism in Eukaryota, Metazoa, Arthropoda, Insecta, Coleoptera, Chrysomelidae. The record is from the annotation of a GenBank genome assembly.
UGUUAUUAAAAAACCAUAGUCGACUGCUGUAGCUAGCCAAAAUGGAUUAGAUUUCUGGGCUAAGUGAAAAACUACAGAAAAAAAUGGCUAGCAAACCUCGAUUAGUUAUAGGGGAGUACAUAUGGGCCUCGAGCCCCACCUCCACCGAAUUCGACCUCCUCUUCGGGGGGAAAAUCGUGAAUGUGGAGAGCAGCAGGGUGCGCCUCCUGGACGACGACGGCAAGGAGACGUACAUCUCCAACCAACAGGUGGUCCAAACGAUGCACGUAUCCUCCAUAAACGGCGUAGAAGACAUGAUCAAUUUAGGCGAUUUACAGGAGUACGCCAUACUCAGAAACCUCCACAAGCGGUACAAGGAAAAAUUAAUCUACACAUACAUCGGCGCUAUGUUGAUAGCUAUAAACCCAUACGAAAUCCUUCCAAUAUACACCACCGCAGUGGUAAACAAUUACAGAAACAAACGCAUGGAAGAAGUGCCCCCGCACGUAUUCGCAGUAGGCGACAACAGCUACAACAACAUGAAAACCACCAGAAAAGACCAGUGCAUAGUAAUCAGCGGUGAAAGCGGCGCCGGAAAAACCGAAAGCACCAAACUAAUCCUCACCUAUCUGGCGUCGAUGAGCGCCCAGCACACCUGGAUAGAACAGCAGAUCCUCGAGGCCAAUCCCAUACUGGAGGCGUUCGGCAACGCUCGCACGAUCCGAAACGACAAUUCCUCCCGCUUCGGGAAGUACAUUGACAUCAAAUUCAACAAAACCGGCGGCAUCGAAGGCGCCGAAAUCGAGCAGUACCUGCUGGAGAAGAGCCGGAUCAUAUACCAGAACGAAGGCGAGCGAAACUACCACAUAUUCUACAGCAUGCUGGCCGGCAUGAGCAAGGAGCAGAAGAAACGCUUGGAGCUAGGCAACGCCGAGAUGUACGAUUAUCUGAACAAAGGCAAGAUUUUCACUUUGGACGGUAGAAACGAGGAAAAGGAAUGGUCCAACAUAAUGGCGGCUUUCAAGGUUCUGAACUUCACCGACAAGGAAUUGGAGCAGAUCCUGCACCUGUUGGCGGCCAUCUUGCACUUGGGCAACCUGAAGUUCAAGUCCGGCACGGCCGCCCACUCGGACAGCUGCCAGAUCGCCGACGCCAACCAAGCCGAGAGGGUGGCCCGAUUGUUGGGCGUCGAGAAGUUCGAUUUGGGCGAGGCGCUCACCAAGCGCACCAUCUACGCCCAAGGCGACCAGAUAUCGGCGCCCUUCUCCAAGGAGCAGGCCUCCCAAUCGCGGCACGCCUUCGUCAAGGGCCUCUACGGCCAGCUCUUCACCUUCAUGGUGGACAAAAUCAACAGCGUGAUAUCCAUACACAAGGUGAAGAACAUCCACAGCAUCGGCGUGCUGGACAUAUUCGGCUUCGAGAACUUCAACGUGAACGGCUUCGAGCAGAUAUGCAUCAACUACGCCAACGAGAACCUGCAGCAGUUCUUCGUGCAGCACAUCUUCAAAUUGGAGCAGGAGUACUACAAGAAGGAGGGCAUCGAUUGGUCGGAGAUCACGUUCGUGGACAACCAGAGCAUACUGGACAUGCUCGGCGCCAAGCCGUUGAACCUGUUCGGUCUGAUCGACGAGGAAUCGAAGUUCCCGAAGGGCACGGACUUCUCGCUGCUGACCAAGCUGCACAAGCACCACCAGAAGAACGAGUUCUAUUCGAAGCCCAAGAGCGAGAUGACGCCAGCUUUCGGCGUCAAGCAUUUCGCCGGUGAAGUCUUCUACGACAUCGAAGGAUUUUUGGAUAAGAAUCGGGAUUCCUUCAGCCAAGAUUUGCGCAAUCUGAUGCUCACCUCUCACAGAGACCUCAACAGGGAUCUGUUCAAGAGCGAACCGGAUUCGAAAUUGAAGAAAACCCUCUCGUCCCAGUUCCGAUCGUCCUUGGACAUGUUAAUGAAGACACUAAACGCCUGCCAUCCGUUCUUCGUCAGAUGCAUCAAGCCCAAUCACCACAAGAGACCUCAGGAUUUCGACAGGAACCUGUGCACCCGCCAGUUGCGCUACUCGGGCAUGAUGGAAACGGCGAAAAUCCGCCAGGCGGGCUACCCGAUCCGCUACAACUACAUCGAAUUCGUCGAUCGAUUCCGGUACUUGGGCAAGAACGUGAAACCCUCGUCGAAGGGCGAUUGCAGAAACUCCUCGGAGACAAUCCUCCGCGGGGUCUUCGACGGCGAGAAACAAUACCAACUGGGCAACACUAAAAUAUUCCUCAAACAACACGAAAACGAGAUACUGGAGUCCAAGAGGAGCGAGAUUUUAGAUAACUCCGUGAAAGUACUUCAACGUGUUAUUAGAGGCUGGGUGUACAGAAGGAGGUUCCUAAAACUCAAGAGAGCCGCUCUCGUCGUGCAGAAAUACUGGCGCGCCAGGGGCUAUCGAAAGAGAUACAACAUCAUGAGGACCGGCUACAAGCGAUUGCAAGCCUGCAUAGUCUCCAGGCAGCUCACUUACGCCUUCUUCAGAAUCAAAAAGAACAUUAGGACGAUACAAGCGAGAUGCAGAGGGUACUUAACCAGAACCAACGGCCAAUACGGGCAGAUAUACAAAAUUAUACAGGAACGGAAACUGGACGAGAAAGAGCUGAAAGCGCGCGGCGUGAAAAAUUACUCCAUCGAAGCCGAGCUGAAGAUGAAGGAAAAACUGGCCCGACUCAACGUCGAAUACGAAGCGAAAUUGAAGCAAGAGAAGGAAGAAUACGAAAGCGCCAUUCGGGUACUCCAAGAGGCCAUCGACGAUAUCGCCAUCACCGACGACUCCAUAUCCAUAAACUCCCACGUAGAGAACAUACAAGCGCCGAACGCCCCGAUCGAGGACAACCACGAGGACCUGAGCGAGUACAGCUUCAGGAAAUACGCGGCUACGUAUUUCUCCAGCUCGGCGAAUUACCAGUUCUCCAAGAAGCCGCUGAAGGAGUCCCUGCACUAUUUGCCGACGCCCGACGACGUGAUCGCCGCCCAGGCCAUUUGGAUCACCAUACUCAGAUUCAUGGGCGACUACCCGGAGCCCAAAUACGAGGAUAAAAAGGGGAACGAACUCAUCAUGAACGUCGUCUCGGAGACGUUGAGCAGAAGCUUCACCAACAGGAAAGAAUACCAGGAAAUUAUGGAGGAAGAAAGGAGGUACAAGGAAAUGAAGAAAUCGGACAGGAGGAAACUGAUAUCGUUGACGCUAAAGAAGAAGAACAAAUUAUUAGACGAUCUAAGGGACGGUCAAGUCGAAGACACGUUCGCCGUGGAUCGCUACAACGAAUGGUUGCACCGCAGGAGAACCAACAAUUUGGAGAAAUUGCACUUCAUCAUCGCCCACGGCAUUCUCCGGCCGGAAUUAAGGGACGAGAUAUUCGCGAUGAUCUGCAAACAGCUGACCAACAACUACAUCAAGUCGUCGUUCGCCAGGGGCUGGAUACUGCUGUCGCUUUGCAACGGCUGCUUCCCGCCUUCGGACCGAUUCGCCAACUAUUUGCGCUCGUUCAUCAGAUCGGGCCCGCCGCGGUACGCGCCCUACUGCGAGGGCCGCCUCAACAGGACCUUCGUCAACGGGCCGCGCACCCAGCCGCCCAGCUGGCUCGAGCUGAUCGCCACCAAGAACAAGGAACCCAUCAAUCUGGAGAUCAAGCUCAUGGACGGCACCAGCCACACGGUCGAGGCGGAUUCGGCGAGUACAGCGGAGGAAAUUCUAACCCAAAUCUCCACCACCUUAAACCUCACGGACACCUUCGGUUAUUCGAUAUUCGUAGCGCUAGACGACAAAGUCAUGUCGCUGGGUAGCGAAAAGGACCACAUCAUGGACGCCAUAUCGCAAUGCGAGCAAUACGCCAAAGAAAAAGGCCAACAAGAGCGCAACUGCCCUUGGCGGCUGUUACUGCGCAAAGAGAUCUUCGCGCCGUGGCACAACCCGUCGCUCGACUCGGUAUCCACGAACCUAAUCUACCACCAAAUCGUCAGGGGCGUGAAACACGGCGAGUACCGCUGCUCGAAGGAGGACGACGUCGCCAUACUCAUAGCGCUCCAGUACUACAUCGAGAACGGCGCCCAGUUGAACAAGAACGUGCUGCACACGCGCAUGGGCGAGUACAUGCCCACGUACCUGGUCAAGCGGGCGCAGAACGACCUGUCGAACUGGGAGCGCAAGAUCCAAUCGGCCUUCGUCAACUUGGACUGCGUGCGCAACAAAAUGCCCGCGUUGCAGGCCAAGGAGACGCUGGUGAAGUACGCCCAGGUCACCUGGCCCAUACUGUUUUCGCGGUUCUUCGAGGCCGCCCAGCUCGACGGGCCGGCCCUGCCUCGGAACAAGAUGAUCAUAGCCGUGAACAGCGCCGGGGUGUUUCUAAUCGACGACGAGGAACAGAUCCACAUGGAGCUCACCUUCGCCGAUAUCUCGUUCGUCACCUACGAGAACAACAUGAACAAAAUGGUGUUUAGGUUCUGCACCGUCGACAACGAGGAGUACGGUUUCCACACGCUGGACGCCCAGAGCAUUUGCGGGCUGCUUCGGUACAUUAUCGACGGUUUGAAACGGAGGUCGGUCUAUUGCGUCGCGACGCACGAUUGCGAAUCGAGUGCCGAUACGUUCCUGGAGCUACGCAAAGGCGAUUUGAUCGUGCUGAAGGACAAUUUGAACGGCGAGAAACUGAUGACAGCCACGUGGGGACGCGGCGAGUGCCGGGGAAAAACCGGCGAUUUCGCCACGGAAAACGUUUACAUACUACCCACUCUCACACCGCCGCCCUCAGACAUCCUGCAGUGCUUCAAAAAAGACGGAAUCGUCACGGAGAAACGCCCGGAAAAAGUGGUGACGACUCUCCAACGAUUGAAAAUGCACACGUUGGCGGGCUACGCCGAGGAGCACUUCAGGGCCGGCAAGUCGGCCAGCCAGAACAAGACGACGGUGUUCAGCGCCGCGCGGAAGGCGUCCAAAGAGGAGCUGUGGAAGUACUCGAACGAGCCCAUCUACCAGCCGCUGCUGAAGCACCUGCUGGGCGACGAGGGCGCCAGCAAGGAGGCCUGCAACAUAUUCACGGCCAUACUGAAGUACAUGGGGGACCUGCCGGCGCCGAAGGCCAAGUACAGCAACGAGUACACCGAUCAAAUAUUCGCGGGGCCGCUGAAGAACGAUCUGUUGAAGGACGAGGUGUACUGCCAGAUCAUGAAGCAGCUGACGUUCAACCGGUUGUCGGUGAGCGAAGACAAAGGAUGGGAAUUGAUGUAUUUGAUAACCGGUUUGUACGCGCCCGGCGAUAAACUGCUGGCGGAGGUGUACAAAUUUUUGAAGUCGCGAACCAACCCGAUCAUCGAGCAUUGCCUGAAGAGGUUGCAAAAGGCCCAGAAAGUGGGCCAAAGGAAGUACCCGCCGAACGCUAUCGAAGUGGAGGCCAUCCAACACAAGAGCAUGGAAAUCUUCCACAAGAUCUACUUCCCGGACGACACCGACGAGGCGUUCGAAAUCAAUUCGACCACGAGGGCCGUGGAUUUGUGCGAUAGCAUCGCCUCGCGAUUGGAGCUCAAAUGCACCGACGGCUUCAGCUUGUUCGUCGCCAUAGCGGACAAAGUGUUCUCGUUCCCGCCCGAGCAAUUCUUCUACGACUUCCUGAGCGAGCUCGUCCAGUGGAUCAGGCGCACCAAGCCCAGCUGGGGAAGCGCGAUACAAAUCCAAGCGCAGUACCAAAUCUACUUCAUGAAGAAGCUGUGGGUGCGCACCGUGCCGGAGAAGGACCACUACGCCGACCAGAUAUUCCACUACCACCAGGAGCUGCCGAAGUACCUGAAGGGCUACCACAAGUGCGGCAAGCAGGACGCCAUCAGACUGGCGGCGUUGAUACUGAAGGCCCGGUUCGACGACAACGAUUCGGAGGCGAUGGCGGCGCUACACCAGGGCGUCAAGGACCUCAUACCGGCGGAUAUCUUCAAGGCGGCGAAUUCGUCCGAUUGGAAGAAGAGCAUCACCGGCGAGUACAAGAUGCUGAAGAUGACGGCCGAGCAGGCCAAGACGGAGUUUUUGAAAAUUACUUACAAAUGGCCGACGUUCGGUUCGGCUUUCUUCGAGGUCAAGCAAACCACCGAGGCUACCUACCCGGAAGUCGUGGUUAUAGCUAUAAAUAAGAGAGGAGUCAACAUAAUUCACCCGCAGACUAAGGAUAUAAUAGCAACGCACGAGUAUUCGGAACUGAGCAAUUGGUCCUCGGGUAACGCUUAUUUCCAUAUGACCGUAGGAAAUAUCAUGAGAACCACAAAAAUACUGUGCGAAACGUCCCAAGGUUAUAAAAUGGACGAUUUAAUUUCAUCUUAUACUAAUUAUUUAAACGAGCACUUGGGAGAUAAGUAAGAUUUAAGAUGUUUAUUGUGUAUAUUUUAAUAAACUUUUAUUCAAUUGGAGUCAAAACAAUGCGUAUGGUAAGUAAAUUCUUUAUUUUAAUAACAGCUUUAUAAUUUAAAGUUGGUCCUAACAAUUAAAAUACUUCACCAGUUUAUAAAUUAUUAAAUUUAUACAAAUAGGAUUCACGCGUUAUUAAUAAGAAUAAAAAAACAUAUACACCUCGAGAAUCGCGACAGAUUAGCUCUCUAAUAUUAUAUAAAAAAACCAAACUAUUUUACAUUUACCUUAAUACUGGAAAUAGAGAAUUAUGUAUAAGUAUUUACAGUGUGUUUCAACAUAUACAUUUUUUAUCAUAAAUUUCUAUUAAAUAUAACAAUAAAAUCGAACUCGUUAGUCCAAUUGAAACACUCUGAUCUUAUAAAACAAAUCACAAUCGAUUAAAACUACAUACGUAUAAAAACAAAGUAACUUCAGAACACGUUUACAUGCACGUUAAAAACCGACGCGUUUGCGAUGAGAGUAUUCGUUAAAUUCACUAAGCUCGUUCGAAAAGUGCCCGGGCUUGGAAAUUCCUCGAUCGAACAUUACAAUACUCUUAGUCAACGAGUCGAGAAAACUUAAAAAUCGAGUUCAUCUCACAACUGCGACGAGCUGGUGCUCUCGUCCUCCGAAUUGUUCUCCGACGCCAUGGCCUCGCCGGCGAGGUGCCUGGGGGCGGGCAGCGCCUCCGCCGCGCCGCCGCCGCCGCCGAGCACGUCCGGCAGCGCCGGCAACUCCGUCAGGUCGUCGUCGUCGGCGUCGUCGAGAUCGUGCCCGUCGCGCCACAUCGGCGACAGCUCGAUGACCGGCUCGCGUCUAAACGACAAAUCAGAAUUUACUCGAUGCGUUCGAGGCGCGCUCGUUCGGUUACCUACUGGAAGUCGUUCGGCACCGACGAGGAGAUGGGGCUCUGCCUCGGCUGGUUUUUGAUGCGCGGCCGCUUGAACUUCGGCGUCGACGUCAUCCGGUUGAUGAACCUGCUCGCCAUCGCGUCCGGGUCCUCGUUCAUUUCCAACAUGUAACUCACCGAGUCCGAUUUCUCCACGAUUAUUUUCACUUUGGGCGUCGUUUCGUCGACGCUGUCGUCGAAGAACUUGCGGCUCUCCUCCUCUUUGCCGUUCAAUAAUCUAAAAUAUGCCAGAAAAGACAAGAAUAAGUCUAUGAAUUGAUUAUAUUCCAAACAAAUUUGCAUAUAACGAAACACCUCUUACCGGCUGGGCAUUUUUUCGCGCAACGACAGCGACCGUUCGAGCAGCAUUUUCCUCGAAUUGGACUCCCUGCAGCUGGCCGACAAUUUCGACCGGUUCAAACCGAUUCCGUCGGCUUGUUCCACCACCUUGGUCAUCACCUCCUUGUUCUGCCUCAGCUUCCACAACAGCUCCUCGUUGUGCAACAGGAUCCUCUUCCUCUGCGCCUGCUCCUCCUUCAGGUUCUCCUUCAAUUUGAAUAUCUCCUGUUGCAAGCCGCUGCAACGACGCAAAAUCAUCAACCAUUAAUUAACUAUCAUCGAUUAAUAAUUACUUUUCCGUUGAAUUUUUCACGUCCAAUUGGAACUCGAGCCCCUCGCACUUGUCGUUGAGGUACCUGGCCUUCUCCUCGAUGCCGACCAGCUCGUCGACCUUUUGCAGGGCCCUGUUCAGCUCCUUCCGCAGCUCGGUCAUCUCGUCCUGCUUCAUUCUGAGCACGACGGUCAAGGAGUGGACGUCCUGCGAGGCGAAGCAGCUCUCCUCGUUGCUGACUUCGAUGAAGCUGUUGCGCUUCUUCAGUUCGUCGUUCUCCUGGGCGAGGCGCUUCAGUUUCUCCUCCAGCUGGGCGUUGUGCUGCUUCAGUUUGUGGACGUUGCCGAGCAGGAGGGUUUCCUUCGAUUCGUAGUCUUCUUUUAGUUUCUUGCUUUCGUAUCUGGGGACGAGGAAUAGUCUGGUUUAUGGGGAAUAGUGCGGUGGUUUUGGUGUACUCACUUUAGCUUUUCUAUUAGCGCGGAUUUCUCUUGGAUUUGCUCCAAUAUGGAGUCGUUUUCCUCUCGGACUAUCUCCAGGGAUUGCCUGAAUUCCUUCUUGCGUUCUUCGACCUCUUCCUCGUGCUGUUUCGAUAAGUUCCUGCGGUCGUUUUCCCUUUCGGAGACGAGCCGUUGCUCUACGUCAGCGUAAUGUCGGUUUA